Messenger RNA from Serpula lacrymans var. lacrymans S7.9, 544 nucleotides. RefSeq lists its product as uncharacterized. NCBI's taxonomy places the organism in Eukaryota, Fungi, Basidiomycota, Agaricomycetes, Boletales, Serpulaceae. Bases 109 to 297 code for a protein of 62 amino acids. The record is from RefSeq and is a predicted model, not a curated record. The transcript has a single exon.
AGUGGGGAGUUGUUGAAGGCUUGAUGGCCUGAUUGGACCUGGGCAAGUCUCCUUGUCCGUCUUUGUCAUAAGCGCUGAGAACUGGUGUCAAAAAUCAGACUUAAAAAUAUGUCUGGCACCACUUACGGUUAUUCGAAUUCCUUCCGCCCCAAAGAGACGGGAGCCGGAGAAACUGUCGGGCUAAUGUCAAUUCUACAGGAAAGCGAGUGGUUCUUUAUGGACGAUGGCACGAUCGAUAGAAACGGACGUGACAGAGGAAAGCACGAGAUGAGUCGCUGUUGUGCUCGCUUGCUGUGAAUGUUUGGGUAUGAACAGGAUCACAGACAGAGCGGAGGACAUGGUCGAAGAUGGGGUGGAGAUAAAAUAGCACCGAUCUCGCACAGAUUCAGUUGCGAGUUUACACCCUGAUUGGUACACGCACGGUAGCCUCGAGGCUUGUCACUAAAAUAUGCCACGAGUGUCGUACGACAGCUGUGGGCAUUCGUACACCGAUAGCCGUCAGACAAUGGUUUUACAAUGGCUGGCGACGAGGAUAAUGGGCGUU